UGCCCCGCCUGGCGGCCUGGGACCCUCCUCCCGGGCGCCCUGCACCAUGGACCCCCCGGGGUACAACUGCUUUGUGGACAGAGACAAGAUGGACGCGGCCGUGCAGGACCUGGGCCCCAAGGAGCUGAGCUGCACGGAGCCGCAGGAGCUGAAGCCGCUGGCCCGCCAGGGCUACUGGGCCCGCAGCUACGCCCUGCGCGGCAAGGUGUACCAGCGGCUGAUCCGGGACAUCCCCUGCCGCACCGUCACGCCAGACGCCAGCGUGUACAGCGACAUCGUGGGCAAGAUCGUGGGCAAGCACAGCGGCAGCAGCCUGCCCUUGCCCGAGUUCGUGGACAACACGCAGGUGCCCAGCUACUGCCUGAACCCGCGCGGCGAAGGCGCCGUGCGCAAGAUCCUGCUGUGCAUCGCCAACCAGUUCCCGGACGUGUCCUUCUGCCCUGCGCUGCCCGCUGUCGUGGCCCUGCUGCUGCACUACAGCGCGGACGAGGCCCAGUGCUUCGAGAACGCCUGCCGCAUCCUGGCCUGCAACGACCCCAGCAGGAAGCUGGUGGACCAGAGCUUCCUGGCCUUUGAGUCCUCCUGCAUGACCUUUGGGGACCUGGUGAACAAGUACUGCCAGGCGGCCCACAAGCUGAUGGUGGCCGUGUCCGAGGACGUGCUGCAGGUCUAUGCAGACUGGCAGCGCUGGCUGUUUGGGGAGCUGCCGCUCAGCCACUUUGCCCGCGUCUUCGACGUCUUCCUGGUGGAGGGCUACAAGGUGCUGUACCGCGUGGCACUGGCCAUCCUCAAGUUCUUCCACAAGGUGAGAGCCGGGCAGCCGCCGGAGUCGGACAGCGUGAAGCAGGACAUCCGCACCUUCGUCAGGGACAUCGCCAAGACCGUGUCUCCGGAGAAGCUGCUGGAGAAGGCGUUCGCCAUCCGCCUCUUCUCCCGCAAGGAGAUCCAGCUCCUGCAGAUGGCCAACGAGAAAGCUCUGAAGCAGAAGGGCAUCACCGUCAAGCAGAAGAGUGUUUCACUCUCUAAAAGGCAGUUUGUGCACCUGGCCGUGCACGCGGAGAACUUCCACUCAGAGAUCGUCAGUGUGAAGGAGAUGAGAGACAUCUGGUCAUGGGUCCCUGAACGCUUCGCCCUGUGCCAGCCCCUCCUCCUCUUCUCGUCCCUGCAGCACGGGUACAGCCUGACCAGGUUCUAUCUCCAGUGUGAAGGACAUGAGCCCACCCUCCUGCUCAUCAAGACCACGCAGAAGGAGGUGUGUGGGGCUUACCUGUCAACAGACUGGAGUGAGAGGAACAAGUUUGGAGGCAAAGUGGGCUUCUUUGGGACUGGAGAGUGCUUCGUGUUUCGGCUGCAGCCCGAGGUCCAGCGCUACGAGUGGGUGGUCAUCAAACACCCAGAGCUGACCAAGCCUGUGUCCUCGGAGGCCCCCGGCGCCCUGUCGCCGCCGUGCCGCCCCGUGUCCUCCGACCCUGCUGACCGCCUCUCACCCUUCCUGGCUGCCCGUCACUUCAACCUGCCCUCCAAGACGGAGUCCAUGUUCAUGGCUGGGGGCAAUGACUGCCUCAUCGUAGGUGGAGGGGGCGGCCAGGCGCUCUACAUCGAUGGGGACCUAAACCGGGGCCGCACUGGCCACUGUGACACUUUCAACAACCAGCCCCUGUGCUCUGAGAACUUCCUCAUCGCGGCUGUGGAGGCCUGGGGUUUCCAAGACCCUGACACCCAGUGACGGACCUGCACGGACGGUGACUGAGCCGUCACCACGGGGUGGGGUGGGGCAGAGGCCAGGCCCCCUCUUCAGGGGGAGGCAGUAAGUGAGGUCCCCUCCUCUCCCCUGUGCCGUGCCAGUGGCCAAUGUCAAGGUGCAACUGGGGCUCUGGGGCUGGGCCGGCCAGGGGAUGCCGGGACUUCAGCCGGCUGGGCCUGUCCCUGCUCAGACCUGCUGCUGUCUCGAGCGUGGGCUCAGG
This is a messenger RNA of Lontra canadensis (Northern American river otter), 1964 nucleotides long. RefSeq names its product TBC1 domain family member 24 (gene TBC1D24). Lineage: Eukaryota; Metazoa; Chordata; Mammalia; Carnivora; Mustelidae. The transcript is spliced from 7 exons. The coding region runs from base 47 to 1726 and encodes 559 amino acids. The record is from RefSeq and is a predicted model, not a curated record.